GCUUUCGUCGCUUGAAACGUGAAACAUACGACAACCGAAAACGAAAUUAAAAUUGCAACUUUUUAUGUUACGUCAGUCAGUCAGUUGUUUGUCGCUGUCACAGUCACGGCAUAGUCACAGCACAUUUGACGUCGCAGUUGCAGUCGCAGUCGUCGUCAUCAUCGCUUGCGUCGCUGUCGCAGCGGACAAUUUUUGGCGCCGUUUUCCGAGCGACACUGGCUUAAAAAAUAAGAGCGCGCUUUAAAUUUCUUACGGAAACGCUUUUUCAAAUCUCCCUCGCGGUGUUCGCAAACUGCCAGAGUACAGGCAGCAACAGCAAACAUAACAACAAGCCGUGGAACGAAUAUGACCACCUCAACGCCCAGCAGCAGCAACAGCACCACCAAUAGCAACAAAACUAACAACACCUGCAGUAGCGGCGGUAACAACAACAGCAACAACAACAACAUCAUCAACAGCAACAACAACGAUAACAACAAUCGACAAAGCAUCAACAACGGCGACGGCGGAGGCAACGAGCGAGCAACAUCAGUAGCAACUUUUUACAACGGCAGCAGUCCGAGUGCAACAACUGCAACCAUAGGAUCAACAAAUCGUGUCAUGCAAGCGGACGAGGAUUUCAACAUUCGAUUCGUUAAUUUGGUGCGCACGCAUCGCUGUCUCUACGACAAGAAAGUGCCCGAGUAUCGCAACAGAGACAACCAGGAGAAGGCCUGGGCGCUUAUCUCGAAGGAAACCCGAGAGAGUGUUAUUCACUGCAAGGAGAGAUGGAGGAACCUUCGUGCCUGCCUCUCGCGCUACAUCAAGCAACAGAGUGGAUCCGAGCCACAGCACAAACCUUACUACCUUACUGAGCAUAUGGCGUUUUUGUUACCAUUUCUUAAGUCUACGCGGAACUCUCUUGAGGGCAACUCGAGUUUGGCCACGCUCUUCCAGUUCUCCCAGCAGCAUUUGCAACUCCAUCAGCAGCAGCAUCAGCAGGAGCAUUUGUAUUGCAACAACAACAACACUAGCAUCAAUAACAACAACAACAUCAACAACCAUGUUAUGAACGAUUCUAUGGAGAUGAAGCAGUCUCUUUCGGACAACGACGACGAGGAGACGAUUGAUGCUUUUGAUCCCGCCAUAGCUGCCACCCUGGGCAUGCACUGCACCACUUCGACGACAGGCGACAAUGCGAUGACUGUUCCUGGUUCGCCAGCACACAGUGAUACGGCCAGUGCUAAUAGUCUGCAGAAUUUCAUACCUGAUGUGCAGCUAGCUGAGACCGGACCAGAUUUAAUAUACAACGAUACUUCAUCGACGCCACUGCAUCAUCAACAUCAACCGCCGCAUUCCCACCAUGCGAUGGCCAGUCACCUGCAACAGCAACAACAACAUCCACACUUUGAGCCAAGCAGCGCAAAGCGAAUCAAGACGGAAUGCGAUGUGACCACUUCGGGUAGUGGAGCUGCCUUCUUUGGGGGCCUCAGCGUCACAGAGCACACGGACAUGGAGUUCUUUCGAAGCAUUCUGCCAGAUAUUGCAGCAUUAACGCCGCAACAGCGGCGCAAAUUCAAGAUUGGCAUUCUCGAGCUGAUUGACGAUGUUGUCGAACGCUAUCCGUCCCAUGAACGUUACAAUAGCACUCUGCUGAAUGGCAGCGGAGGGAACAGUAGCACAGGUGGUGGUAGCGGUGGGGCGAAUGGUGCAGCUGUGGGAGCCACUGGCAGCACUCCAACUAGGCAACAGCGUUGUAGUUCUGGACGAGAUUGGCGCAAGUAAACGAUAAUUUGAUGAAAGGUUGAUGCCCAGAGUUGGGAACAGCUUGGAAAGCCAAAGAUGUUAGGAAAACUAAUGAAUAUUCAGAUGUAUAUACAUAACUUAUUGAUUUGUUUCCAUGUACAUAAAUUGCUUAAAUAAUGCUUGUCAAAGAUGUUUAAUCAACAAAAAGCUCUCCAAAGAUAGCCAGCCGUUCAACUCUUGGAACAACCAUUGGAAACUGCCCAAGUGUUGUGUGCUCAAUGUGUUACGUGUACUUCUAGCCAUUAAGUUGCUGAUGCAGCAGCAACUUAUUCCUUUCGUCCAUAAGGGAAGCUUUGUAAAUAUUAAUAUUGAUGUUACGUUAGACUAAGAAAUAUAUAGAUUGAUGUACAAAAAUCGUUACAGAUUACACUAAAGAUAAUUAAAAUCUUGCGAGGUUCCUAUACUCGCGAAACAGUCGUGUCAAAUAAACAAUUGGAUGUA
Messenger RNA from Drosophila nasuta, 2226 nucleotides. RefSeq names its product brickwall (gene brwl). Bases 346 to 1764 code for a protein of 472 amino acids. Gene Ontology annotation, cellular component: transcription regulator complex; nucleus. Gene Ontology annotation, molecular function: DNA binding. NCBI's taxonomy places the organism in Eukaryota, Metazoa, Arthropoda, Insecta, Diptera, Drosophilidae. The record is from RefSeq and is a predicted model, not a curated record. The transcript is spliced from 4 exons. Gene Ontology annotation, biological process: regulation of transcription by RNA polymerase II.